Molecule: messenger RNA, 662 nt
Organism: Centruroides sculpturatus (bark scorpion)
Lineage: Eukaryota; Metazoa; Arthropoda; Arachnida; Scorpiones; Buthidae
Exons: 4
Coding region: 288-533 (81 amino acids)
Source: RefSeq, a predicted model, not a curated record
AGAAUUGAUUAAGAAUAUGAUUUUAUUAAAUUUAAUAAACUAAUUAUUUUUAUCAUUUAUAGGCUUGCUGUACAAUAAGUCUUGCUUGUAUUGUAACUGCAGGAACAAAUAAUCGAGAUGUCCUUCAUCUGCCACUUGCUGAACGUAUCCGUUUUCAUAUAUUUACGUGUGUUUUUGCAUUUCUUCUAAGUGGAUCAUUCCUGUUUUUAGAUUUUUCAUCUCUUAUAUUAGCUCUUCCACUUAAUUGGAAUAUCAUUGAUGGGGUCUUUAGUUGUGUAUUGGGAAUUAUGUAUACAGCUUCCUCAUCUCUCUUACUUCAUGCAGAACAUCUUUAUCAAAGAUAUUAUCUACUUGUUGCAGACUGGUCAAGAUUACAAGUUGCUUUAUCAGCAGUAUUUGGAUUUAUGUGCACAUUGGUUUGUAUGUUUCUGAGUGUUCUUCGAUGUUGUGGGCAAGCAGAUAACAAAGUUCUUUGUGGAGAAAAUAAACCACCUGAAAACAUAAUGAUGUCAACAAUUGAAAGCAGGGCGUGAACAUUCAACUGUUUGAUAUCAUCAGGUUACAUCAGAUGGAGAAUAUUAUUUUAUGUUAUGAAGAAUCUUUACGAUCUAUAAAUAUAACAAUUUAUUCCCUAGAAAUUUAUUUAAAAAAUUAACAUAAUU